AUGCAGCGCCCUCACCAACGUGAACGCUUGUCGGUUCAUGAACACAAGUCGACUGCCCUCUGGUCGGUAGCACCAGUAUUAGCACCAGCAACCGACGCGAACUCGUCCUUCUCCCAAUCCUUGACACGGUUUCCUGCAACGACCGACGCCCUGGCAAAUCCAAACCCCACUGGUAUCGCUGGCCUACCUCUCACAACCUCUGUUAUCUCGACUUCGCCGCCAACGUCACACGCAGUUCAAAAGCCUGCACAAUCAUCAUCGUCGACGCUAUCUCAAUCACUGACGCAAUCAGGGUCGCAACGCGGUGCAAAGCCACCCCUACGGUCCUCGUCGAACUGUAACGGCUUCCUCCUCCCUGGGCCAGCGACUCUGAACGGGAACGGGAACGGGAACGGGUGUGGGUGUGGGAGUGUGAACGCGAGCGGAACAGGGAGCGGGAGUUUGAGCUCGAAUUCGAGUUCCAGUAGUUGCAAGCUAGGAAGCUUGAGGCUCACAAAGGCAAAGGUGUGCCCGAUCCCUGCAAGUGCGUGCACGUUGCGCUCGCGUACGGCCGCCACCAUUCCUUCCUUUUCAUCAUCACCCACCUCCGCCACCAGCACGUCUUUCCUCACCCGCAAAUCCGCCUCCUCGCCCCUCCUCGCCGAUUUGCAGAGCCACCUGCCUCCACCACCGUAUUCUGAAUCCCAAAAUUCACUUCCACCUGCACGUUCGCAUCCGCAUACACACCCCUCGUCGAAGAACGCUAGCCCCGUCAUCCCAAGCCCGCCAACGAAUCUAUCGACAUCGAUUUAUAUGCACUCGGACACGGAAGACGACGAGGAGAUGAUCUAUACCUCGCGGCUGCGCCCACACACCCACUCGGGGACCAACAGCCAUAGCCAUGGGGGUAGCUCGACGAGCCUGCGCAGUCGGAUAUUCGGGUUGGCGAGUGCCGGUGGUGGCGGUGGGCAUUCGCGGGGACGGUCAGAUAGGGACAGGGAGCAGGGGAAGCUGAUAUGCACGACGCCUGGCGAGACGUGUGCGGGCGAGACGGAGACGGAGACGGACGAGCCGUCCCGACACCUCCCAACAGCCCGCAUUAUCCCCUCCUCAGGCCCGCUCAUCCCACCACACACCCUCCAGCAAACACUCACACCCCUCCUCUUCGAAUUCGCCCGCUUCCUCUCCGUCGUCCCUGCCAUCCUCGGCACCCUCUACAACCUCUACCAUAUCUACGCCCCACCACCACCCUUAUCACCCAAUAUUACCGGUCGACCACCUCCAGAUCGACUCGACUUCUUCGUCGCGGCGCUCUGGGCGAUCCUGACAGGCUACCAGUGCCUUGCGCUCGCGACGGGCCUGCUCACACGCUGGCGGCUGUACUACGAGCCCCUGUCGACACUCGUACGCCUCCUCGCUCUGCAGGGCAUCUGCUGGCAGGCGACCCACCUCUCCAUGAGCAUCCUCAAUGGCGAGAGAAGACCGGUGGUAACGUGGGCAGUGGUGGGGACGACAACGUGCAUAAGCCGGAGCGUGCAGAUAUGGGUGACGAGUAAUUUGUGGUGGGAGGUUGAGGGGGUUCAGUCGAGCGAGGAGACACCGGCGGCAACGAAUCUGUCGAGUGGUCUGUCGGCGAGCGUGGCCGCCCUCGCCGGGCUCGCCUCUUCCUCUUCCUCUAUCCACUCUCACUCUCACCCAUCAUCAGGCAAGACGAAAGUCCGUGGCGGGUACUGGAAGCGCGUCGCAGGCGGUACGUGGGGCGGGCGGCGGUGGGACUGGCGCGAGGUCGGGAUCCAUUGCAUGCUGCCCGCUGGCGUCUUGUAUUUCGUCAUGGCGUGGGCGGAGCAGGUGCGCAGGGAGUGGGUCGCUCAGGUGCCUGCGCCCAGUUGUUAG
This is a messenger RNA of Cyclocybe aegerita, 1872 nucleotides long. Lineage: Eukaryota; Fungi; Basidiomycota; Agaricomycetes; Agaricales; Hemipholiotaceae. The record is from the annotation of a GenBank genome assembly.